This is a messenger RNA of Saccoglossus kowalevskii, 2310 nucleotides long. RefSeq lists its product as uncharacterized. Gene Ontology annotation, molecular function: DNA binding; N-methyltransferase activity. NCBI's taxonomy places the organism in Eukaryota, Metazoa, Hemichordata, Enteropneusta, Harrimaniidae. The record is from RefSeq and is a predicted model, not a curated record.
AUGGGACCAGGUAUGUUCCAAAUCGAUACAGAAGUAUUGCAAGUAAAACAACAGGUUCGGCAACCUGAUGCUGUGUUUUUAAAAAAUCUUGUAACAAAUAUGGUGGAGUUUGCUGAUGAGGCUUAUCAGCCUCUUUGUGUAUUAGUUGAGGAUAUUGAAAGUCCUGGAGACUUUGACAAGAAAAAGGUAAAUGGUUACAAUUAUCAAGUAAUUGGAGGCCAGCAUUGUCUUUUGGCUACAAAGGAAAUUGCAAAGACAAUGAAGUACAUAAGUGAUGACAGGUUUAAGACCCGUAACUGUGUGGUGUAUGCUGGGUUGAAUAGUGAGCAGCAGCGGUGGUUGGCUGUUAAGCACAACUCAACUGGUGAAUAUAGGCAUGCCAUCACAUUGAAGGACAAGGUUGAAGUUUGCAGAAGAUAUCGAGAUGAAAUCCCAGAUAAAGAUAAAUUAAAGUGGAAGGCCUCAUGUGGUCUUAUCCUCACUCAGAAAAAAGGAAACCAGCUGCUUGAGGUGGUUUGUUUUUUGGCUUCACUUGAUGACUCAACAUACAAGAUUCUAGAAGAAAUCUUCCAAAUGCAUGAAGAGGGAGCACUGAAAAAACAGAAACUGAAGGAGAGUAGUAUCUCCAAACCGGAUAUACCACCAUAUGUGUUUCGCACACUACGAUCAUUGGAUAGUGAAACAGUCAAAUCUUUGUUGACUGAUGUGAGAGACAGAAAUACUACAAUAUCCGAAUUUUACAAAGAGUCACAGGCACUUUACAAAAUAUCUUUGGUGCAAAAGUCAUUCAUCCAAUUAAUGGAUUUGAGCUCCUGGGAUGAAGUGGUCGAAAAGUACCCAUCGGAGACAACAAGAGAAAAUUUAGUGAGAUUUUCUUCCCUUUCAUUUCGCCCAACAAUACCAGAUGUCUUUGUUAAUUAUUGUCAAAGGCUGAGAAUUGAAAAUUCACCAGUAAACCAGGGCGAAACAAAUGCAGUUUUUCAUGGGAAGAACAAGACUAGAUCAUUUGUCGUAGAAGGAAGUUCCAUGGAAUUAGACCCAGAACAAUUGAAAAAAAUUACUGGUCAUCUCACUGGUGUGGAUCUUGUGAUUUUAGACACCCCACAGGAUUGGCGAGGUAAAGAAAUAAAAUCAUUCUUUGUGACAGUGAAAAAUGUGAAUGUGACAGCCCGUGUGUCAAAUUAUACCAUGAUUGUUAUCUGCGAAGUUGAUACUAUACAUGUGGUGAAAGAACAGCUAAAAUCUGCUGGCUAUGCCAAAAUUGAUGUAGCCUACACCUACAUAGAAGAUGCAUCGUCAGAUACUGCUACAUUAACAAAUGCCAUCCAACCUGUGGUUAUAGGGUAUUGGGCCAGUGAUGGCAAAGUAAAAAGAAACGUAUUAAACAUAAAAGAAGAUUCACCUAUCAGCAGACACAAUUUCUGGAGAACUCAAAAACCAGUUCUUGACAAGGAUGGAGAUGGUGUCAUAGUUAAUAGUCAACAAAAACAUGUACAGUUUUUCAAGACCCUAUUAGACAAAUUUUCAUACCCAAAUCAGUGGGUUCUUGACGCAUGUUGUGGCACUGGUACAGCCAUUGUUGCUGCCAUGGCUUGUGGCAGAAACUGCAUUGGAUUCGAUACCGACAGAAGACAAGUUGAGCACUCAAUUGUCAACCAGCCCCAUUUGUCGACAAUUGUCAGCUAUCUACGUCAAAGCCGAGUUCUCAACAAUUGUCGACUAUAUCCAAGCAGACAAUUGUCAGCUAUCUACGUCAAAGCCGAGUUCUCGACAAUUGUCGACUAUAUCCAAGCAGAUUUCUCGACAAUUGUCGACUAUAUCCAAGCCGAGUUCUCGACAAUUGUGGACUAUAUCCAAGCAGAGUUCUCGACAAUUGUCGACUACGUCAAAGCAGAGUUCUCGACAAUUGUGGACUAUAUCCAAGCAGAGUUCUCGACAAUUGUCGACUACAUCAAAGCCGAGUUCUCGACAAUUGUCGACUACGUCAAAGCCAAGUUCUCGACAAUUGUCGACUAUGUCCAAGCAGAUUUAUCGACAAUUGUCGACUAUAUCCAAGCAGAGUUCUCGACAAUUGUCGACUACGUCAAAGCCGAGUUCUUGACAAUUGUCGACUAUGUCCAAGCAGAGUUCUCGACAAUUGUCGACUAUGUCCAAGCAGAGUUCUCGACAAUUUUCGACUACGUCAAAGCCGAGUUCUCGACAAUUGUCGACUACAUCAAAGCCGAGUUCUCGACAAUUGUCGACUAUAUCCAAGCAGAGUUCUCGACAAUUGUCAACAUUUUGUGGGCAUUCUCAUUUGGUGGAGACUAA